Messenger RNA from Dentiscutata erythropus, 162 nucleotides. NCBI's taxonomy places the organism in Eukaryota, Fungi, Glomeromycota, Glomeromycetes, Diversisporales, Gigasporaceae. The record is from the annotation of a GenBank genome assembly.
AUGUCGCUGCUUGUCUUAAUAUUGUCUGUAGUGAAUCAUUUAUCGAUUUUGCUGUUUCGUAGAUUCCUUGUUUUUAAUGAAGUUGACUGUGGUAUGUGUGAUUUCAUUAGUGACAACACUGGCUGGGUUGGUGCUGGUAUUGCUACUGGUGGUGUUGCUUGA